Messenger RNA from Penaeus indicus, 1546 nucleotides. RefSeq names its product ankyrin-2-like. NCBI's taxonomy places the organism in Eukaryota, Metazoa, Arthropoda, Malacostraca, Decapoda, Penaeidae. Gene Ontology annotation, molecular function: protein binding. The record is from RefSeq and is a predicted model, not a curated record. The coding region runs from base 42 to 1541 and encodes 499 amino acids. The transcript has 5 exons.
UCCAUCAGGCCGCUCAGUCCGGCAGUCUGAGCGUGACCCAGAUGCUGGUGCGCGCUGGGCUGCCGGUCGCCUGUCAGGAUCAAAAUGGUCUCACGCCCCUCGACCUGGCUAUGAUCCACGGGCGGUCGGAGGUGGUCGACUGGCUCAGGAAACAGAACCCGGGCAAAACGACGGAGCUCAGCCACGCGAGAACUUGCAUGGUCCACUACAACGAGUGCGGCGCGCUGAUCAUGGGGUGGGCAGAGGACGACAAGACGGACCACCUGCUCAGCAAUCUGGAGAAGGACCUGGUCGGCCUGCAUUUCCGCGACCAUAACGGCCGGACGCCCCUUCACGUGGCUGCCGAAUGUGACAACGAGGAAGCCGUCCGGGUCCUCCUCUCCUGCGGGAUGUUUCCGGGCGUCCUGGACUACGAGGGCAAGAUGCCGCACGACUUGGCUCGAUCGGACAGACUCCGCGAACUCCUGGCCUCAGCCUUGAACUCUGAGGACGGCCGAGUUUCAACCUACGAAGAGAAAUGCCAGCUCUACAAAGAACUCAUAAACCACAUCUCUACAAACAACGACGCCAAGGAAGUCACGAAGAUGUUGCUCCGCGGGGCGCCCAUAGAGCCCGUGGGCGAGGUCCCCUACCACGCCCUCCACCUGGCCAUCUCGCUCGACAGGACGAACAUCGUCAGCCUCCUCUUGGCAGCGGGGGCGAGCCUCACUGCUCCUCGUGAGGGCACCUCGCCCUUGCAGGUCGUCUGGAGGAGCAGCGACGCCAUGGUCCUCCUGAAGGUCGUGGUUACAAGGGCCUACCAGACCCAGCUGAAGUUCGAACUACGCCUUCUCCAGAACUCCCCGGAACCUGACGAAGGCGUAGGUCUUCUCCGCCAGGGCAUCAACCACAUACUGAACACCCUUACCCUGUGCAAGCCGUGGCAAGCCAGUUGGAAAAUCUCCCACGCCCCCUCGACCCCUUCCCUGGCUGACCUCAUGACCUCCGCUGCAAGGCAUAACUGUGUCCUGACGAUGACCUUCUUGCAGACUGAAGGGGCGCUGGCCUUCCAGUGUGACAGCCGAGGAUUGACGCCGUUGCACGUUGCACUGCAGGCAGGACACUUGAAGUUGGCCACCACGCUCGUGAAGCACCUCGGGAGCUCUCCUUACGUGCGAGACCUCGAGUACAUGAAAGAGGUGAUGCAGCCGCGCGCGAUGCAGGAACUCGAACAGUGUCUGUUUUACCAGGAGGUCCGCAAACUACAGGCUUGCCUCGAGAAGAUGAAAGACAAUAGAGACAAGAUUCAGGUGGAGGAAAUCCUGAAAAUCCAGUCCAGCUUGUACCACCGCUUAUGCCCAAGGUACCCUCCCUCUGACCUCGGCUCGCGGGGCCCUGAGGCACUCCUUCUAGCGUCUCAGCGAGGGUUGCCUCAGCUCUCCUUCUUACUCCUCGCCGUGGGCAAGGUCCCCAGCGACGCGGUGGUGAAUGCCCCCACCUCAUCCACCGCCAUCCACCAGGCAGCUGCUCACGGAAUACCAAUAUCGUGGCCCUGUUGCUGAACCAC